Molecule: messenger RNA, 930 nt
Organism: Miscanthus lutarioriparius
Lineage: Eukaryota; Viridiplantae; Streptophyta; Magnoliopsida; Poales; Poaceae
Source: the annotation of a GenBank genome assembly
AUGGUGCGCCGUCCAACGCCAGUGUCCGCGGCCGCGUCCGAGCCCCUGCUCUCCCCCGGCGCUGCCUCGUCCCGCCGGUCCGCGUGUGGUCGACGAAACCCUACCUGCCUCUUCCUCUCCGUCGGCGGCGGCGGCGACGAAACUCGGCGCCUGGAUCUGGCGGUACCUCACCCUCUUCCUCUCCUACCCCGACGCGGGCCGCCGCUGAUGAAGGCCUGCGCGCAGGAGGCGGCGGCCACCGACGCUGUGGCAACGAAGGUACGGAACACCAACCUCGAUGUGGCGAUAGAGUCGCUCCUGAACGUCGAGAAGCAGAUGAGGCUGGCCGGUGAUGUCGCCGGCACGCGGAAGGCCGUCAUCGACAUCGUUGAGCUCUGCUACAAGGCCGGCGCGUGGAAGACGCUCAACGACCAGAUCGUUCUCCUCUCCAAGAGGAGAGGCCAGCUUAAGCAGGCCAUAACUGCUAUGGUUCAGAAAGCAAUGGACUACAUUGAUUUGACACUAGACAUUGACCCACGCAUCGAGCUAAUCAAAACACUGAGCAGCGUCUCUGCUGGCAAAAUUUAUGUUGAGAUAGAGAGAGCAAGAUUGAUCAAAAGACUUACUAAAAUCAAAGAGGAGCAGGGACAGAUUGACGAGGCUGCUGAUUUGAUGCAAGAAGUUGCUGUCGAAACAUUUGGUUCCAUGGCCAAGACAGGAAAAAUUGCUUUUAUUCUUGACCAGGUCCGGCUAUGCCUAGAUCGGCAAGAUUAUGUCAGAGCACAAAUUUUAUCAAGGAAAAUUAGUGCUAGAGUAUUUGAAGCAGACCCAUUGAAGGGAAAAAAACCAAAGGAAGGGGACAAUAUUGUUCAGGAUGCUCCUGCAAACAUUCCAUCCCUACUAGAAUUGAAGCGCAUCUACUAUGAACUGAUGAUUCGGAGCCUGCUAUGA